AGCAAUGAUGUUGAACGCGCUGGGCCCGCGACACAAAAUCAUAGCAUCGGUGGUACUAAUUAGCUACUUCGCAGAGCCUCUUCCACCUCAACAUCAACACCUUGACGCAGCUUCAUCGGUAGAGCGGCAAUCUUUCCCCUCCACUUCCUUGGGACAUUACAGUCAGAUCUGAUCAUCUGAAUAACACCUUCGCCCCCGCUCGCAAGCAACACAAUUCACAAUGGUCGGACUCGGUCCAAAGCGCGCGCCCAGCCGCAAGGGCUCCAUGGCCGACAUGCCGAAAGACCUGCUCCAAGAGAUCAAGCGCUUGGAAGAGAUGUUCAUUGUGGAUACUACCAAACUGAAGGCAAUUACCGAUCACUUCAUCUCCGAGCUGGCCAAGGGAUUGUCAAAAGAGGGAGGCAGUAUUCCUAUGAACCCAACCUGGGUCAUGGGCUAUCCCACUGGCCACGAGCAGGGCACGUUUCUCGCAUUGGAUAUGGGCGGGACCAACCUGCGUGUCUGUGAGAUCAACCUCCCAGAAGCCAAAGGCGAAUUUGACAUCAUCCAAUCCAAAUACCGCAUGCCCGAAGAGCUCAAGACGGGAACUGCGGACGAGCUGUGGGGAUACAUCGCCGACUGUCUCCAGCAGUUUAUCGAAUACCACCACGAGGGCGAGAAACUUGACCAGUUGCCUCUCGGCUUCACAUUCUCAUACCCAGCAUCGCAGGAUUACAUCGACCACGGAGUGCUGCAGCGCUGGACCAAGGGUUUCGACAUCGACGGCGUGGAAGGCAACGACGUCGUGCCGCCGUUCAAUGCCGCCCUCCAAGAGCGCGGAGUGCCCAUCAAGUUGACUGCUCUGAUUAACGACACCACUGGUACUUUGAUCGCCAGUAACUACACCGACUCAGAGAUGCGGGUGGGCUGUAUCUUUGGAACUGGUUGCAAUGCCGCCUACAUGGAGCACGCCAGCGAAGUCCCUAAGCUUGCAGACUGGAAUCUCGACCCGAAACAGGAAAUCGCCAUCAACUGUGAAUGGGGAGCUUUCGACAACGAGCACAAGAUCCUUCCUCGCACCAAGUACGACAUCAUCAUUGACAAAGACAGCCCUCGUCCCGGUCAACAGGCAUUCGAGAAGAUGAUCGCUGGACUCUACCUCGGCGAAUUGUUCCGUCUUGUCCUCGUCGACCUUCACGAGCAGCCUCAUGUGCAACUCUUCGAAGGCCAGGACAUUUCCGCAUUGCAGAAGCCAUACUCGCUGGACGCCAGUUUCCUCUCGGACAUCGAGAACGAUCCCUUCGAGAACUUGCAGGAGACCAACGACAACUUUGUCGCGAAACUGAAAAUCCAACCCUCCAGGCCCGAGCUCGAACUCAUCCGCCGCCUCACCGAGCUCAUCGGCACGCGGUCCGCGCGAUUGAGCGCGUGCGGUGUUGCGGCCAUCUGCAAGAAGAAGGGUUACAAGACAUGCCACGUGGGCGCUGAUGGAUCGGUAUUUAACAAGUACCCCCACUUCAAGGUCCGCGGUGCACAAGCGCUCAAGGAGAUCCUCGACUGGACCGAAAGCCGAGACGGCCGACCCCUCGGCAAGGGCGCCGAUCCGAUUGAGAUCCUCCCCGCCGAGGACGGCUCCGGCGUGGGUGCUGCGCUCAUCGCCGCGCUUACCAUCAAGCGCGUCCAGGAGGGCAAGGUCAUGGGCAUCCGUGACGCAGAGGCGCUCCUGUCGGGCACUACGGCGAACAAGAAGGAUAAGCCUGUUGAUAAGAAAUAAGGGUGGGUAAAGAAUAAGGGUGAGCAAGGAGAGGAGCGCUGAGGGGUAGCUGGAACGAGUAUCACGAAGUGUGUAACGUCACGGCAGCUUUGGGUUAAAUUCCUUUUUGGUGUGUGUGUGUGUGUCUGUGUGUCUGUAUCUGUGUGCGCAAAUGAAGUGACGACGAUGCCAUGCCUUCGACGAACGAGAAUGCAAUGCCGCGUGCCGAACUGACUGGGAAGCAUUGAACAUGAGAAGUAGACUAUGAAAGAGUGUGAUCGGUGCAGGUGCUGGUGAAAUCAGGAAAGAUCGUGCUGAGAUCGACUUUCCCAUAUGUCUCGGAUCCG
This is a messenger RNA of Dissoconium aciculare CBS 342.82, 2079 nucleotides long. RefSeq lists its product as uncharacterized. The record is from RefSeq and is a predicted model, not a curated record. The transcript is spliced from 2 exons. Gene Ontology annotation, cellular component: mitochondrion; cytosol. Gene Ontology annotation, biological process: intracellular glucose homeostasis; glucose 6-phosphate metabolic process; glycolytic process. Bases 221 to 1753 code for a protein of 510 amino acids. Lineage: Eukaryota; Fungi; Ascomycota; Dothideomycetes; Mycosphaerellales; Dissoconiaceae. Gene Ontology annotation, molecular function: ATP binding; D-glucose binding; mannokinase activity.